AUGAUUAUUCGUGGCGAUUCGCAGACCAAUUUCGAUGCUGAUGACGACGGUGACGGCAUCAGAUAUCGAAGACCUUCAUCACGAGGCCAUUCCGAUCCUAAAGGAACUCUUCCUCCAUCGUUAGCAAACUAUUUAACACGAGUGGUAGCUCCUAAACAUCCAUCUGAAUCAAAAGACCUUUCAAUAGCUCGUAUCACGGCAACUGAAUCGGAGGCAGGAUUCGCCGAUGAGGGCGCUCUGAUGAUUCGUGUCCACGACGUGAUUCAGCACCACCUAACACCGAACAUCGCUCAUUUCUAUAUGGGAACACAUUCCGCGACUGACGAUCGUAUAAAAACGACAAUGGUCAAUCUCUCUGCGGCGCAGUCUACACGCACAACAUUGUAUGUUCGCUCGCUAGAAUCACAAACAGAGAUGACGAAGAAGGAAGAAGCCGCAGGAAACGUAUGA
Messenger RNA from Angiostrongylus costaricensis, 450 nucleotides. NCBI's taxonomy places the organism in Eukaryota, Metazoa, Nematoda, Chromadorea, Rhabditida, Metastrongylidae. The record is from the annotation of a GenBank genome assembly.